GCCGCGCCCACUCCCCCGCCAGCCUGGGCGAUGACGCCACCCCAGGGCGCCUCCGUCCCCCGCCGCCGCUAACCCGGGACCCAUAGACACUCCAUGGCCGCCUCGGCGCCGCCCCCACCGGACAAGCUGGAGGGAGGUGGCGGCCCCGCACCGACCCCCGCGCCGCCCAGCACCGGGAGGAAGCAGGGCAAGGCCGGUCUGCAAAUGAAGAGCCCCGAAAAGAAGCGCCGCAAGUCCAACACCCAGGGCCCUGCCUAUUCACACCUGACGGAGUUUGCACCACCCCCCACACCGAUGGUGGAUCAUCUGGUUGCGUCUAACCCUUUCGAAGAUGAUUUUGGAGCCCCCAAGGUGGGGGGUACUGCCCCUCCAUUCCUCGGCAGUCCAGUGCCCUUUGGAGGCUUCCGUGUUCAGGGGGGCAUGGCAGGCCAGGUGCCCCCAGGCUAUGGUGCAGGGGGAGGAGGGGGACCCCAGCCUCUUCGUCGACAGCCCCCUCCUUUUGCUCCUAAUCCUAUGGGCCCUGCUUUUAACAUGCCCCCACAGGGCCCUGGCUAUGCUCCCCCAAGCAAUAUGAACUUUCCCAGCCAACCCUUUAACCAGCCUCUGGGCCAGAACUUUAGUCCUCCUGGUGGGCAGAUGAUGGCAGGCCCAGUCGGAGGCUUUGGCCCCAUGAUCUCGCCCACCAUGGGCCAACCUCCCAGAGGGGAGUUGGGCCCCCCUUCCAUCCCUCAGCGUUUUGCCCAGCCUGGGGCACCAUUCGGCCCUACUCCUCUUCAGAGGCCUGGACAGGGCCUCCCUAGCCUGCCCCCCAACACAAGUCCCUUUCCUGGUCCCGACCCGGGCUUUCCUGGCCCUGGGGGUGAGGAUGGGGGGAAGCCCUUGAACCCCCCUGCUCCCACAGCUUUUCCUCAAGAGCCUCACUCCGGCUCCCCGGCUGCCGCAGUUAAUGGGAAUCAGCCCAGUUUCCCCCCAAACAGCACUGGGCGUGGUGGGGGCACUCCAGAGGCCAACAGCCUGGCACCCCCCAGCAAGGCAGGUGGUGGCUCUGGGCCCCAGCCGCCCCCGGGCCUGGUGUACCCUUGUGGUGCCUGUCGCAGUGAAGUGAAUGAUGACCAGGACGCCAUUCUGUGUGAGGCCUCGUGCCAGAAGUGGUUCCACCGCGAGUGCACGGGCAUGACUGAGAGCGCCUAUGGGCUGCUCACCACAGAGGCCUCCGCUGUCUGGGCCUGCGACCUCUGCCUCAAGACCAAGGAAAUACAGUCCGUCUACAUCCGCGAGGGCAUGGGGCAGCUGGUGGCUGCUAAUGAUGGCUGAGUCUGAAGAGGAACCCUGCCGCGUGCACAUCCCUCCCCAUGCUCCAGGGUGAUGGGGCCAUCUGUUUCCAGUGGCUUCUCAGCCCCAGUGGGGGACAGAAGAGGAACUUUGAGGGGCAGAAAGAAGAGCUGGAAACUGACACUUUGAGAUCUACAGAGAUCCAGUAAACCAAAGUCCCACAGUUGUGUCUGGAGGCCUGGGCUAGCGGCUGGCAAGAGGAAAACUGCAGGGGGAGAGUCGUGUCCUGGCUGGACUCGGUGCCCAGCACUCUGGUCUCACCCACAGCACUGGAGUUAAGUGUUAAAAGAUUUCUCGCCAGCAAAGUUGGGGGCUGUUACCAUCCCUGCCAUAGCCCUUGGGCCCUGGGCGAGAGCUUUAGGGAAUAAGUCGGGGACUGUUCCCCUUCCCUUAAUUUCCCCAUAGCCUCUGAGACAACCAGAAGAAGCAGAGUUCUUGGCUCUGGUGGUGAUCAGGCUUCUAGGACAGUUGGGUAAGAAAUACUGUCAGAACACAGCUCCCUCAUACCAAAGUCACUGGCCAUUUUCAGCCCCCGAUGCUUGGCACCUAAAGACCACUUUUUUUUUCUUUUUUGCCAAAAAAUGUGGUCUGAUAGCAGAAUCUGUGACAUUUGGACUGGCUUGGCAGCUUGGAUUCUGUUGCUAUGUGUGGUUACCCCAUUCCCCCCAACAUACACAUCUGUUGCACAUUCUUAGCACUGGUCUUGAGUUGGCAUGUAUGUCUUUACCUGCCUCCAGGCCAGGUUGAAGAGCAGCUUGAAAAGGUGCAGAGCCCUGGUAUACCUCAUUUUCCCUCCUGGUGAAAGGAUCCAGGGGAGGCCCUGCCACAGUUUUGGGGGAGGGUGGGAUGGUGCAGCUGGUCCCCACUGCCACGCUGUAGACUCGGGGAGGUCUUGGCUUCCCUUUUCCCACCAUUCUUUUUCCUUUUCCUCCUGCCAGAGCUCUGCCAGGGUUUGAAUUGAUUUGCAGUUUUAGCACAGAAUUGUCAGAGAUAGGACUGGGGCUGUACCUUCUAGCUCAAACACAUUCCUCAUCUGGGUGGGGAAGGGGGCCUUGCCCCACCAGAGUUUGUGGCCCUUUACCCCUUUCCCAGCAUCUAUCUCGGGAAGAGAGAUGGGGCUUGCUGCAGAAGGCACCUGUCUCCCCAGCAGAGUCAACAGUCCUGAGGAAACAAGGGCCCCAGGCUUCUCUCCCUGGUGUCUCUGGCACCCUCCUGCCCAGUCGUCACGAUUUUGCUGCUCUGGUUCCUUUUCAAUACGUUGCUAUUUUUGUGUUGUCUUCUUCCCACUGCCACAUUUUGUGUAAUGGCUCCUGAGGGAGAGUCUGUCCAGUCCCUCUUCCUCACUCCACUACUUUUUGCAAGGACUUGGGGUUGGUGGAAAUGUGGGGAAUGUCUUUUGUACGGUUGGAUUAAUAAAAUGGUUUAAAAAUUCAAACAA
This is a messenger RNA of Suncus etruscus (white-toothed pygmy shrew), 2770 nucleotides long. RefSeq names its product pygopus family PHD finger 2 (gene PYGO2). The record is from RefSeq and is a predicted model, not a curated record. Gene Ontology annotation, biological process: kidney development; spermatid nucleus differentiation. Bases 94 to 1314 code for a protein of 406 amino acids. The transcript is spliced from 3 exons. NCBI's taxonomy places the organism in Eukaryota, Metazoa, Chordata, Mammalia, Eulipotyphla, Soricidae.